UAUAGCUUGAAUAUUGCUAAGUGGAACGUUAAACAACAAACAAACAGCACCCGUCACACACCCUCAUCUACGCCAUACACUCAAUUACCAAUCUCAUCACAACAGAUGUUUGGCAAAUGAAGAAGGAUUCCCUUUUCAAACCAACCAACCGCCAAGACGCCAUGAUAAAUCCCGGCAUAAGACACUCCAGCUUUGCUGUACACAAACUAUCAAAUUUACCCAGCCCGGGUGUGCGAACCUUACCUACGCUAGAAUGACUAGCCCCUACUCGAAGUUACCCUAGCUGCUGGAGUACACCGAGCGGGGAACAAACACUCAACAUAAUGACAAUAACACAGAGGACAUCAAGACCAUUACCAAAACCAUGACAGGGAACGAAAUACCCGGCUUCGAGUCUUUCCGUUCAGGCUUCUCAGCAAACAGCCCUCGGGGUAGAAUGUUUGACUCGUGCAGGGAGUUUACACACGAUCGUGUGUGGUUCUGAUUCUCGCAGUCCCGGCUUGAUCAUAAUAUUUGGCCAUGGAGAUAUACGAGAUAAGCUCGUGGUGUUUAACAACGGGUUGUCCGCACUCUGUCUUGGUUGUAGGUUGUUCGGUGCUUUUGUCAGAGCGUAAGAGGAGUUGUUGAGUUUAGGAACAUCGACAUAUGAAAAAAGCCUAAGGAGUGACUUAAGGUAUAGGGUUUACGAACAUACCGAUCGUGUAUUGUUACCGGACCAGGGACAAGAUCCUUGGUGAUAUCCAUUUUGUUUUCUGUGAUUGUUGUGUGGGAAUAGUCACUUCCUGUUAAUACUUUACUCAGAAACGAGAGGCAGUAUCGGCCAUGGUUAAUUCUACCCGUGGAAUGAUGUGACAAAGAGCAAUGCAACUGUAAGCAUUUAAAAGCUUUAAAAUGACAGCCAGUGGUCAACGAAGUUAUCCGAGUAAUGGCAACCUUAGGGUUGUAAAACUCGACUACAGUGUUACCUACCGGGACAAUGACAGCCUUGGUGAUAACCUGACCUCUCACCUCGAAUCUCUGCAGAAAGUUCACUUCCGGGUCAAUAAGGACAAGGAUGACGUAAUACAAAAUUUAAAGAAGGACGUUGAGAAAAUCCAAAGUCUGAGAGAAGUCGUUAAUCAGAGAGAUACGAGUAAAGAAAUUUCAAAUAUUUUUUCAAAAUCUAACAAAGAUCAAGAGGAGGGAGGUAACGGGACAUCUUCAUCAGAAACGUCUCGCGUCAGUCGAAGACUUCAGAAAGAAAGAGAAAGGUUCAGUGCAAAGAACCAUUUCAAUGUGGUUCUGCCAAAAUGGAACCCGCUUUCUGAUAUUAGUGACAGGAAACAAUUUGCACCAGCGUCUGUGCCUAUUCAAAAAGUAACGGUAACAACACCGACAGAUGACAACAGGAAGCAGUCUAGGCCCAAAGGGUACUUGCAGAUGACAUCAUCGUCUCGUCACAGACUAGCGAGACCAAUGUCCGUUCCAGCCAUGGUGGAUUCUAGCAAACCAUACAGCAGUGAGGCAACGCGUUCCCAGAGUGCAUCGCGGUCUAGGAGGCAGCUGGAAGAAUUAAGUAGAAUUGAAUUAAGCUGGGCGGAACCUAAACUCUUCACGCCAUUUGACCAGAGACAGGGUUUCCUCACGGACUUGAAGAAGCACCAAAGACAUCUUCAGACCAAGGUGUCAAACUUUGUCACAGACAUGGACCGUUUUAAUAAGCGCAACAAGAAGGAUGCUUUGGCUAAGUACCUAGAUACGUAAUCUAUGCAUGACUCAAAUACAGGAUUGACUCAAAGAAUGUGUCGUAUCAUAUCAACCUUAACGGUAGACAUCGAAGAUUAUCGAAGUUUUGGAUAAUCUCAAAGCAUGGUUUUUGGUUCGUAGGAUUUUUAAGUCAGUUCUCGAGUUGCUCGAGAUACGGUCAAUCAAAUUGUUGUACAUGUACGUGCAGACGUAAGUAAAACACAACAUCGUUUCUAUUAGUUCCAACUGAGUCCGUAGAUGCACUAUCGUGCCACUGGCUUUUCUGUUUCAGCGAUCACUAAAAUGUCUGUUCUGUUCACAUGGCAGGAGGGGCUGG
This is a messenger RNA of Haliotis rufescens (red abalone), 2062 nucleotides long. RefSeq lists its product as uncharacterized. The transcript has 2 exons. NCBI's taxonomy places the organism in Eukaryota, Metazoa, Mollusca, Gastropoda, Lepetellida, Haliotidae. Bases 892 to 1743 code for a protein of 283 amino acids. The record is from RefSeq and is a predicted model, not a curated record.